Molecule: messenger RNA, 1622 nt
Organism: Liolophura sinensis
Lineage: Eukaryota; Metazoa; Mollusca; Polyplacophora; Chitonida; Chitonidae
Product: prostaglandin E2 receptor EP4 subtype-like
Exons: 2
Coding region: 237-1388 (383 amino acids)
Biological process (GO): adenylate cyclase-activating G protein-coupled receptor signaling pathway; positive regulation of cytosolic calcium ion concentration; inflammatory response
Cellular component (GO): plasma membrane
Molecular function (GO): prostaglandin E receptor activity
Source: RefSeq, a predicted model, not a curated record
UGGCUUCGUGAACUGAAGGGAUGGAAGGCGGGGUCUGGAUAUACUGAAUUCAACCGCGUGAGAGACACUUCAUACUAUUUAUUUCGAGAGCUUCGCGUUCUCAAGCCUCACAGUUGAGAUGAGGUGGGUUGUGUCAAAGUGGGAAUGUUAAUACUGGACAGGUAUAUACAAUGCACACUAAAGAUCGGGGAAAUCUCUCUGGAUAGAUCCCUAGUCACAAGCCCAAUUUGUUCGGUAUGGAUGCCGUACCGGCCACAAUAGGUCAGCUGGCUUGGUCAGUUACCCAUCACAUAGGCAACAUGUCGUCUAAUCGUCUUGUCAUCGCGCACAACUACUCGUGGAAUUCCACCGGUAUCUCUGGUGUGCCACGGAAAGGUGCCACGAUCGUGUCACCCGUAGUCAUGUUUCUCACGGGACUCAUCGGUAAUACGUUAGCUCUGAUCGUUCUGUAUAGGACUAAAACCGAAAUUCGUCGGACUAUGUUUUACACAUUGGUGGCCGGUCUGGCUUGGACAGACAUAACAGGCCAGCUGCUGACCUCGCCGAUUUCCAUCUACACCUAUAUCAAUGGACUGAGUUGGGCAGGAGGCGAGAAACUCUGCAAGUUCAACGGUUUCAUUAUGGGCUGCUUCGGACUGUCCACGCCUUGCAUAGUUUGCGCAAUGGCCGUGGAAAGAUUUCUGGCUGUCAAGUGUCCUUUCUUCUACUCCAAGUACUGUACUCGUUCCAUGGCUCGCAGAACUAUCGUUCUCUUGUGGGGAAUUGUGCUCAUGGUAAGCAUCAUGCCGCUCAUGGGUUUCGGACGUUAUUCCUUGCAGUAUCCUGGCACUUGGUGUUUUCUAGACUUCCAUACCACGGACCCAGUCCUCAGUUCCUACGGCUAUCUCUACGCGGGGCUAAACCUAGUGAUUAUUGUGAUUAUGACAGGCUGUAAUGUAUUUGUAGGAGCCACCCUCUUGAAGGUACGCUUUAUGAAACGUUAUCCUCUGUCCUACAACUGUGAUCAUUGUCAACUGUCCACUGAAGGGUACGAGGUUUGCAGCAGCCCUUUGCCACUGAAGAGGAAACAACAACAUGCUGUCCAAAUGCAAAUGAUAUGGUUGAUGUGCGCCAUAACUACAGUGUUUGCUGUGUGUUGGGCCCCUCUUAUGAUUCAGAUAGUUCACACUCUGGCCACAGGAGAGUUUGACUACAUGGCCGAUCUUCUGGGAGUGCGACUAGCCAGUAUUAACCAAAUCCUUGAUCCAUGGCUGUACAUCUUAGUCCGACGAAGCUUUAUACGGAAGGUUGUCCGCCGCUUCAAGACCACGCUGUGUGCUGAAUUGAGGGAACAUGGCAAACCAAAACCGUCAAACCCCAAGACUGCGUUUGUAUCCACCUCCCAAUGAUUUGGCUGCUAAUGGCAAUGCUGAUGGAGAGGUAGCGGUGCGUAUUGAAAUUAACAACGAUAUUAUGGGAUUGUAUCAACCAUGUCCACACUGCGAGAGCAGACGUCGUCGAGAGGUCUCGCCGAAUCUCGCGCUGCCAGAGAACAGCGGACAAGGACUCCCAGAUGUCAUGGGUAGCAACGACUCCCACCAUUCGGAACUUCAAAGUCUUCCUGAUGUCACACCGAAGGAAGC